Molecule: messenger RNA, 474 nt
Organism: Lymnaea stagnalis (great pond snail)
Lineage: Eukaryota; Metazoa; Mollusca; Gastropoda; Lymnaeidae
Source: the annotation of a GenBank genome assembly
CACAUCUUUGUCGACGGAGCCAAAUGUGCAAAUGGCACCGGGUACGGAAUUUUCAUAAAUUGGAGACUUGACCAAAAAACACCGCCCCUUGAAUUGUCGGGCGUUUGUGGUAUACAUUCCACCUCUAAAGAGUCAGAAUAUGAAGCCAUAAAAGUUGCACUGAAAGUGAUUCAUGAAUCUUUCUCAAAUAAUGCAAUCAUACCAUACAAUUGUGUUAUCUUCACAGACUGUCAAAGUUUCCUAAAGAACCUACUAUCAAAUCUGCCAGUACCAAAACUGACUAAAAUUAAUAGUUUCAUUAGGAAAAUAACCACUACCUUCAACAUCCAACUCAUCUUCCAAUGGAUCCCUGCCCAUUCAAAUAAUGAAGUGCAUAAUAAAGUACACAACAUGGCAAAGGAUAGUGCACACACACACCCAAAACAGGAUGACAGAAAAGUAUCUCUUGAAGCGGCAAAGGCCAUUAUAAAAGCC